Protopolystoma xenopodis is the source of this 327-nucleotide messenger RNA. The record is from the annotation of a GenBank genome assembly. NCBI's taxonomy places the organism in Eukaryota, Metazoa, Platyhelminthes, Monogenea, Polystomatidea, Polystomatidae.
AUGUUUAUCGAACCAACCGAGAAUAACAAUGCCUCAUCUGGUUCUCCUUCCUCUACCACAGGGUUUGAUCCGGGAAUACCAUGUGGCGAGGAUAACCAGUCAGUUGAGCUGCCUCCUUUUCCCAAGUUCUUCAACCUCACUUUUAUGGACUCCGAAUUCUUCAAAAUCUCUUUUGUUGACGAGUUUUCUGUUCGAUUUAGUCUAACUGUUGGCCAACCGCAAUCCCAUGAUCUCGCCCUUUUGAUUCGGGCCUACUUAGCUCUUGAUCCUAGAGCUCGUAAAGUUGCCAUUCUUUUCCGAAGAUUCUGUAGAGUGAGUUUUUUUUAA